This is a messenger RNA of Colossoma macropomum (tambaqui), 2130 nucleotides long. Its product is annotated as ankyrin repeat domain-containing protein 2. NCBI's taxonomy places the organism in Eukaryota, Metazoa, Chordata, Actinopteri, Characiformes, Serrasalmidae. Gene Ontology annotation, molecular function: RNA polymerase II-specific DNA-binding transcription factor binding. Gene Ontology annotation, cellular component: nucleus. The transcript is spliced from 9 exons. The record is from RefSeq and is a predicted model, not a curated record. Gene Ontology annotation, biological process: regulation of transcription by RNA polymerase II. The coding region runs from base 159 to 1082 and encodes 307 amino acids.
UCCACACACUGCUUAUUUAUAGGUGCCAGUUACCGUUAAGGCUUUCAUUCAGAGUAACCUAUUAUUAUAUAUUAUCAAGAUAAAGACACUUGUGCUUCAGUAGAGCUGCUAGUGGCUAGUAUACGUCUGCUUUCAGAUUGUGAUUCUCUUUCAUCAGGAUGGACGAGAGUAUCCUGUGGGCCACUACUGUAGUGGACCGAAGAGCUGAGCUGGAUAAGCGAGAGCAGAAACGUCGAGCACGUGCACGGAAGCUGGGAAUUUUGAUAGUGCACAGCCCUGGAGACACCACAGAGAAGAGCAGUGAAUCACUUAAUCAGAGUAUUGCAAAUGUGCAGGCUGAGGAACAGGCGAGGAAGGUCUUGUCUGAACUCAGGCGUGAGAUAGUAGAUCUUGGAGGUGCUGAGAACAUCACUCAGCUUCGUUUGAGGAAGAAGAUCAAGAACAAAGCAGUUGACCCAAGUGGCCUGGCUGACGUUCCUGCGGGGCCUGUGGAUCGUGAAGACUUCUUAAUGGCAGCUACAAAAGGAAAACUAAAAAUUGUGGAAAAGUUCUUAGAAGAUGGAGGUGAUCCAGACACGUGUGAUGAGUUCAGAAAAUCAGCACUGCACAGGGCAGCUUUUGAGGGUCAUGUUAUGGUUGUAGAGAGGUUACUGGAUAAGGGAGCAGACAUCAACUUACAAGACCGCUUGGACUGCACAGCUAUGCACUGGGCUUGCAGAGGUGGACGUCUAGGAGUUCUCAAAGUCCUGCAGAGCAGGGGAGCUAAGUUAAACAUUAGGGACAAGCUCAUGAGCACACCUUUACAUGUGGCUACCAGGACUGGUCACUGGGAAGUUGUGGAGCACCUUCUGGCCAGUGGCAUCAAAAUUAAUGCCCAAGAUAGGGAAGGGGAUACAGCCCUGCAUGAUGCUGUCAGACUGAACCGAUACAAAAUUGUCAAGUUGCUUAUUUUGGCUGGAGCAGACAUGAAGAUCAAGAAUGCUGAGGGCAUUACAGCCACAGAACAGGUGAAGAUGUGGCAGUUUGACACCAAGGAGACGCUGGAGAAGCUGGAGCAGAUGAAUGAGGGGGGACUGGCCUGAAUGCCACACUUCAUCACUUCUGAUUGAGGUUGAGGGGGCUACAGCUGAGGAGGCUGGUGUCCACACAUGGGAGGACUAAUGCUGGAACUCUGUUGCUGGAUUGAUGCUCCUUGUUAGCUGAAUUAUGUUGAAUGGCUAUGAUAAAAGCCUGCUUUAUUUAUAGAUUAUGCAUGGAGCAAUACAGAAACGUGAACAUUGCCCUGUUGGGUAAACAAAGUCAUUUUGGAUGGUUUGAUGUGAAAUGCAUUUUGGAGAAACUUACUAACUCUGAUUUAUUUACUGUGGUGAUGAUAGGAACCAGGGGUCAUAAUGUUUACAACGCAAAUAUAGACAUUUUAUUUACUAUCUAAAAUGAGCAGUGAACUUACACAUCCACUGAGUUUUUAUGCUGACAGUGGUAAAGUAGUGGUAAAUCUGGAAUCAUAACUAUUUCAUGUAAUAGCUUUCAAUCAUGUAGCUUUCAUGCAUUGAAUGCUUCAGAUGUCUGGUUCCUGUCACCACCACUGUGAACAAUUCUGAAACAGAAAGUUUCUCCAGAAUGAUGCUUUUCACAUUUUACCAUUCUAAAAUUACUUUCAGCACACUUUCUUAGCUAUAGAAACCUCUCUUGUGUUUACACUACAGCACAAAAUGUAUUUAAAUAUUAAUUUAUUUGAAAUGGUUAGUUUGUUUUUGCCUAUUAUAGGAUACAGGUGGAUACAAGUGACUCCUCAAAAUUUCAGAUUGUUACAGAGUGUAUUAGUGUUUCUGUUAUUGCACCUAACUCAGGAUUUGUUUAAUUAUUCUGUCUCAGGAAUUCUAGCCUUACACUUGACAUAUUUAGCAUUUCAUUAAAUAUUCAUUUGGUUCCAUCUACUACUUGUUAAAUAUUCAAGCAUUUAAGCAGAUCUGAGACCUUUAUUCUUUAACAUUUGUUACAUUCUUGGGUAUAACUUUGUCUUUUUUCAUGUAACGGAAACCCACAACAAUGCUAACUGAAUAUUUGACCGACUGCACUGGUAUGAUUUUAGGGCCGAAUGCAAUUUGAAUGAUUGAAAUUGCGACUGAA